Messenger RNA from Sciurus carolinensis (gray squirrel), 957 nucleotides. Its product is annotated as olfactory receptor 13C7-like. Gene Ontology annotation, biological process: G protein-coupled receptor signaling pathway. Gene Ontology annotation, cellular component: membrane. The transcript has a single exon. The record is from RefSeq and is a predicted model, not a curated record. Lineage: Eukaryota; Metazoa; Chordata; Mammalia; Rodentia; Sciuridae. Bases 1 to 957 code for a protein of 318 amino acids. Gene Ontology annotation, molecular function: G protein-coupled receptor activity; olfactory receptor activity.
AUGGAAGAGGCAAACCAGUCCAUUGUGACCGAAUUUGUCUUGCUGGGGCUGUCAGAUCAGCCAAGAAUGGAGAAAACAUUCUUUGUGCUCAUCCUGCUGAUGUACCUGGUGAUCCUGCUGGGCAAUGGCAUCCUCAUCCUGGUGACCUUCCUUGACUCCAACCUGCACACGCCCAUGUACUUCUUCCUGGGGAACCUCUCCUUCUUGGACAUCUGCUAUACAACGUCUUCCAUUCCUCUGGUCCUGGAUGGUUUUCUCACUCCCAGGAAAACCAUUUCUUUCUCAGGCUGUGCUGUGCAGAUGUUUCUCUCCUUUGCCAUGGGGGCCACAGAGUGUGUGCUCCUGGGCAUGAUGGCCUUUGAUCGCUAUGUGGCCAUCUGCAACCCUCUUAGAUACCCCGUGGUCAUGAGUAAGGCUGCCUAUGUGCCCAUGGCCAUCAGCUCCUGGGUGGCUGGUGGAGUCAAUUCCUUGGUGCAGAUCUCUCUUGCAGUACAAUUGCCCUUCUGUGGGGACAACAUCAUUAAUCAUUUCACCUGUGAGAUCCUGGCAGUUCUAAAGUUGGCCUGUGCUGACAUCUCGAUCAAUGUGAUCAGCAUGGGGGUGGCCAAUGUGAUCUUCCUGGGGGUCCCGGUUCUGUUCAUCUUUGUCUCCUACAUCUUCAUACUCACCACCAUCCUGAGGAUCCCCUCAGCUGAGGGACGGCGAAAGGCCUUCUCCACCUGCUCUGCUCAUCUUACUGUGGUGGUCAUUUUUUAUGGGACUAUUCUUUUCAUGUAUGCAAAACCCAAAUCAAAGGACCCAUUGCGGGCAGACAAGCAGGAUGUUUCAGACAAACUCAUCUCCCUAUUUUAUGGAGUGUUGACCCCCAUGCUGAAUCCCAUCAUCUACAGCCUCAGAAACAAGGAUGUAAAAGUUGCUGUGAAGAAACUGGUGAGUCAGGAAUGCUUCACUCAGUGA